Staurois parvus is the source of this 935-nucleotide messenger RNA. The record is from the annotation of a GenBank genome assembly. NCBI's taxonomy places the organism in Eukaryota, Metazoa, Chordata, Amphibia, Anura, Ranidae.
AUGAGGAGGAGGAUGAAGAUGUCACGUAUGUUUGUAGGAUCCUUCCUAGGUCUCCUGGCCGUGCUGCAGAUGUCCGGGGUCCAGGGCUGGAGCCAACAAGAUAGAGUUUUGCUAAAGGAUAUUCAGGCUAUCACACUGCAUGCAGAGAGAUACACUAAUGCACGACGUUCAUCCCCCUAUUCCACAAUUGAAGUGUGUUGGGGGCAGUGCUGGCUGUAGUGCUAUGACCCCACAGGUAGUGCAGUGCCACAACAGAGGAUGGGAUGGCUUGGACGUUCAGUGGGAGUGUAAGGUGGACAUGGACAACUCUUAUCGAUUUGGAAAAGUUGAAGUGAGCUGUGAGGGCUUUGAUUAUCCUGAUGAUCCACAUGUCCUGCGCGCGGCUCAUGUGGUUUGGAAUACACACUGGAACUUACAGAAGAAGGACGAAAGAAAUCUCAGCAUGGCAACAGUUUUGGUGGCUUUGGCUCAGGGUACUCAAAAAGCUGGAAUGGACAGUCACCCUACGAUGGGAGCGCAGUAGUUGUAUUUUUGGUACUACUGGGUCUGGCCUAUGGAAUAUACAAGUUAUUCUUGAGUGGACCUUCAAUGCAGGAACAGCAAUAUCCACCUAAUUAUGAUGGACAUGAUAACCAGCACUACAGCCAUGCUAGUGCACCUCCUCCACCGCCUGGUUUUAAGUCAGACUAUACAGGAGGGAGUACAGGAUUUUAUGAUUUUGGCAAUACUGCUUCCUAUGGGAGACAGGCAAAUCAAGGACCUGGUUUUUGGACUGGUAUGGGAACUGGUGGUAUACUGGGAUAUCUGUUUGGCAGUCGGAGGUCACAGCCUCACUAUGCAGCUCAUCCAUCUUAUCACAACACAUGGAGUGGACCCUCUUUCUCUGGAUCCUCAUACAGUUCUGCACCCAGCUCUGGUGUGAGAACAGCAUCAGG